This is a messenger RNA of Orbicella faveolata, 1967 nucleotides long. RefSeq lists its product as uncharacterized. Lineage: Eukaryota; Metazoa; Cnidaria; Anthozoa; Scleractinia; Merulinidae. The record is from RefSeq and is a predicted model, not a curated record.
UGGUUUGAUUUAUUCGAACAAAUCAAACCACUUCCAUUCAUACUUGAAUCAUUCCGUAUUUUUCCGUAUUUUCGUGCAAGGUUUACCGCAUUCCAAACUUAUAUACUUCGUUUCUUACGGCAUUAUUUCUCUAGUGAUAAAACCAAAAGAGGCCAGAUUGUGAUUACAGGCAACAAAAUGUUAGAAAUAAAACUUAAAGAAUACGAGUGACACCGCAUUGAAUGCACCCACAAAAGGCCUGGCAAACAGUCACUGAGCCCGCAACACCGUAACCCAAAAAAUCUACAUAACUUGGAGUCAAGUCGUUAGUGGUUCGCGGUUUAUUAAAUUUUGAGUUGAUUUCUCUUUCUUUUUUUUCACGUUUGACUGUAACAUGUAAUAUUUCAAGUGCUCAUCGAUACGUAUCAAUAAUAGGAAGUAACGGUAUCUUCAAGUGGCUUAUGGUAGGAGCGAUUCGUUAGGACUUCUCAAGGCUUUUUUCUGAGCGACUGGUGAAUUUUUUGACCGGAUACAAAUACUGUUUCCUAAUCAAAUUAUUGCUUUGUUCAAGCUACUUAAAAUGAUGUUAACCGGUAGAAUAUUAAGACAAAAGACGCUGUGAUCUUAUCAACACAAGGACUCUUAUAAGAACUGAAAGCCUCUCGUGCUAAACAGUCAAACCGUGUAUCGGCUUUUGACACACUUGGGAUAAAUUCUGACUUCGAAAGACUUUUCAGUCCUUCACAUGCCGCAAAGCAAGAUGAAACUCUUGUUAAUUCUCCUACAUGUUUCUCAACUAUGGGCUACCUCAUCUGCAGAGCUGACGGCCGAAGCAGCAAGAAAGGGCAAACAUAUGCUAUUGGGAGCCGACGCCCUUCUUGACAUGAAACGAGAUACAGGGUGGGUGGGAGAUGCUAUCUCUGAUGCACGUAUGCCACCUGGUUUGUACAGAGCCCCUGGCUUUCAGGGUGGAAAAAGAGAUACUGCCUCUGAUGCACGUAUGCCACCUGGUUUGUACAGAGCCCCUGGCUUUCAGGGUGGAAACUAGAGAUAAAUGAAAAUCCUUUUCUACAGCAGAAAACCAUCUUAACCCUAACCCUGACCCCUAAAGUGCUGAUUGAUUGAUUGUUAAUUGGGAAUGCAAUAGGCCUUAACGACUUGAUUUAAAUUCAAGCGCUUUUAAUUGAUACAGUCGUUUUGAACUUGGAAUAUCUUUUAACUUCAAAUAUAUAUUCAAAUAUAUCUUUUAACAUUCUAGAAAGGUUUAAGAGUUAAUAGACAUAUUGAGGAACUUCCGAAUAAAGCUAUCAUUUGCAAAGUCUAAAAUUGUGUCUUCACUUUUCCGUUUGCAUGAGGUGUACAGUAGCAGAGGUUAUAUCGUAGUAAUGCUGCGCACUGUACCAAGAUAGAUUACAUCACAUUUCAAGCAAACAACGACUGCGUACUAUUGGCAGUCCAACCCCGGCGUACAAAACGAUACUGAAUGACACUAUAGAAGUCUUAGUUGGUACGCAAGGAUCUUGCAGAGCCGCUGUCAGCCUUUUUCCCAGCCUCUCUGUACUUCUUAUCGAAUUCCAGGCAGGAAGAAAAGAGACACUGGGACGGGUGUUGAGCCGCAAUGACAGUACAUCAUGUCUGCUAGUUAAACCUUCGCAGGAAGUCGAGAAAUUUUUAGCGGCGGCUUGCGAGUUACCAAUUAACACGCUUGCACUGCAUUUCAAAAAGCACUAUUUGGUCCUCACCCAGAACUUGAAUAGAUGGCUUACAGCCAGACGUCCUCGUGUUUGAGCCAUCUGUUCUGACGAAUCGAAUGGCACAGAACAAGAGGUAAUUGUUAUUCUUUAAUCCCCAAAACAGAAUCAGGUAUUCCAGACAGUUUACAUGUAAUUGUCGGGUAAAAUGAUGAGUAUACUUUCGUAGAAACUCUUAUUCUUCGGCCAUUUCAGCUUGAGUAAAAAUAGAAAACAAACUGCUGACACAAACUUAAC